Plasmodium coatneyi is the source of this 3951-nucleotide messenger RNA. RefSeq lists its product as uncharacterized. The transcript has 4 exons. NCBI's taxonomy places the organism in Eukaryota, Apicomplexa, Aconoidasida, Haemosporida, Plasmodiidae. The coding region runs from base 1 to 3711 and encodes 1236 amino acids. The record is from RefSeq and is a predicted model, not a curated record.
AUGAGGAUAAACAAAAAGGACGAAAUCGUGAACGUCUUGUUCACGGUGUUUCUGCUGGCCACGCAACAGAUCUGCCUGCUCUACGCAAUCCUGAGUAGUUCCCAAAGCAACAACAUGUACCUGCUCUUCCUAAUCGUGGAUGUCUUCCUAUGUGUGUACAUUGUGCUGAGCCUUUACGAUGAAAACAACGCGGGGGUCAAAAUAUCCAUCCAGUGGAUGAUGUAUAUGAUUACGUUGAGUGCAAAAAUGGGCAUAUUCUGUUUUCUCAUAAAAAAUGAAAAAAAAAACAGUGACCAAAAGAGCCUUUUUUUCACAUAUCUAUCGAAUGACGUGUUGGUGUACAAUUUGCUCUACUUGACUCCAUUCAUUUAUUUGUUAUUUUCCCUAAGAAGUAGAAAUAUUUUGGAAAAUAUUUUAAACAAUAAAAUAGUAGUAGAGAAUAUCCUGAGCAUUGAUGUAAAUAUAAUAAACCUUUUCGAUCUCAUCGACUUGGUUUUCAUGUUUUCCCAUUUGACCAACCUUUACAAAAUAUUGGACCAUGUGAAGACAACCUACAGUUUUCAAAACGUGCUCAUAAUGCUCGUCAUUGUUCUAGUGGAUAUUUCUCUCUUUGGAUUUUACUUCCCCAUUUAUACUAAUAUAGACAAGUCCUACUCGUAUACGCAACAAUCGGUGGGGGUGCUUAAACGGGACAGACCUGGGGAAGGGGGCAGAUCUAAAAACAACAAACGUACCAAGCGAGAUGGCAAUAAAAUAAUAAAUAGCAAAAUAAUUAAACAGAAGAAGCGUAUUCAUCAGAGUGACUCCUAUGGAAAGUACGAAACGGGGGAGAGGAAAAAGGGUAAUUUGUUCUACCCCACCAAUGGGGGAAGUGGAAGCACCUCAAUAGGAAGAAGUGGCAGCACCGUAAUGAGGAGAAGUGGUAGCACAGCAAAUGGGAAAAGUGUUGGAGGAAGAAGUAGCAUAAGCAGACAGAGUAGUGCAGGUAGCUUGCUCAGCCGAAGCAGCAGUAGACGUGGUCAAAGCGGAAGCCACAGUAGUGUUCGCAGUGGGAGAAGAACUACUGUAAUGAAUGCGAUGAAUGUUCCAAAUGGAGUGAAUGUACCAUACUUGGAUAAGUCCAACGUGAGGCACAUGAAGGAGAAGGCCACUUCUAAACUCUUCUACCAGCAAAAUAAUACAAACAUCGAACUGGUGGGAAAAAGGAACCCCUCCUCUUUUGCUUCAAACAAUUCGAAGGAGUCCACCUACGCUUCGUCCGAUAUUUCUAAGGAGUUACUUUCAAGGGAAUUUUCACCUUCCUCUUUUUCUUCCUCUGAAAAUACGUCCGAUUUAUCAUCGGAUGGUUCUAACUUUGGCUCUUCUCAGUCUGCGUUUUCUGCGUUUUCUGCGUCCUCCGCGUCGUCCUCCUCCUACCUGCCGUCCCUCCUGUCCUUCUCCUCCAGUGAGAACAAAGCCAAGUCGAAUAAAUCCUACCACCAGAAAUAUAAGGACGUCUACACGGACGUGUACAUAACGGCCAAGUUUCACUUCAUCGUGGGGUUCCUCCUCAUCGACGUGCCCUUCUUCAUAUACAGACUGCUCUUCUGCCUGAAGCACAAAAUAAUGCUGACGCUUAUCGUGAAGAACGUGCUGUUCCUGCUGUUCAGAUCGUACAAGCUGAACGAGUACCGCCUGGUCGAGAAGGAGAAAUACAAAAAGAAUAAAAGCAAUCUGGACUUCGACUUUUACAACCUGUUCAGCGUAGAUUCGGGGGAGAGUGCCUACCCAAGGGAGUAUACCACGGGGAAGGCGAAAACGGGAAAACGACAUGCGCAUCGGCAUACGCAACGGCAUACACAACGGGGGAGUUGGAUGAAGGCCCACUCAUUCGAAAGAGGAAGGAACGACCAAAUUGCAGACGAUGUAGCAGAUGCAAAGAACAAGAAGGAACGACGCGUGCGCAAAAUGAAUAAGGGGAACGCCACCAAACGGGGAAGCAAAAAAGAGAGGGAAAAAACGGACAAGUCUAUAAGGAAGAGAAAAAGGAAGAAAAGAAAAAAUACCGUCAUGCAGGUGUUCAAGGAUGAAUAUAGGGAGAACAAAAAGAAGCUCCUCUUGGAGAAGGCCGCCCUGCAGGAGGAAAAGGGGCCAAGUCGAAAUGGCGAAAAGACCAAUCGGGGAAGCAUCACCCUUGGAAAGGUCAUAAACAGUAACGGAGAGGAACACACAGAAAAGCGCAAUGUUGCAGACGCCAAACUAGGGGGGAACACAAAAAAGGGAAAAAAAGUCCGACCAGCCAAGUUCACCUGGAAGGAAAGAAGACAAAUGAGAAGCCAAUUUAGAAAGUUCAAAAGUCUCAUUUAUAAGUUGAAGUACAAAAGGAAGAUACCAAUAUAUCACUUCAAGGUAUGGGAUCAUAUCCGAGCCAUGUGUAGUUUUUUGUUCAAACGAUUUGGCAGUUCUAAUUUUGUUUACUUGGAUGACCAGCUGGUCUUUUCCUACUUCACAAAUCUCAGACUCAUGCUUCUUAUACUACUGAACUAUGUAAUGAAGAUUGGCAUUACCAUCUUUUUCAUCCUCCUCCUGUUAAACAACCAUAAACGAGUGAGUCAGCAGGAUGUGGUAUACAUGCACGAUGUGCCUAUAAAACCAUUUGGAGGAACUCCUGUGGUGGGUAAAGGAAGCAUCCUCAUUUUUCCAGACAGCUUCGACUUAACCAAGUACAAAAACUUGCAACUUCCGAAAGAACCCAUUCCUAUACAUUAUAUGAACAAAGACAUGGAAGACAAUUCGAAGGAGUUGGAAAAUAGGAAGUAUUUUCCAAAAGGGUAUGUCCAACUGGAAAUGCCAGAUAGCUUAUUCAACUCCACAUGGGAGAAUAUGUUUCAGGUGGACAAAAUAUAUUUAUACGGUUGUUUGGGAUUCUUUUUCCUUUAUUUUGUUCUGCUUCUUGGGACUUCUACCUUUUUCGACAUCCUCUUUGGGGCUAUAGUAAACACCCUGAGUCACUUAUCUUUUUACUUUUCCUUGAAGCAGUUUGUUUUAUUCUUUUUUACCUUCCAUGGGAAUGUAUACAAUGGUGAUUAUAUCCUUCAGGGUGGAUACAUUCGGAAGUUGAACUACGAAUUCGAAUACCUGAUGUUGCUUCUGUUUAAUUUGCAGCACUUCGCGUGUUUGUUGAAGCACGCCUCUCUCUUCGUGCGUGUGUUGUUCAACUGCAGGUACGUCUACUACAGGAGGAGUCUCAGUCGAGGCAGACGCAACCAGCUGAGGCACUCCGUGAGCGUGUACCUCCUGUUCCUCCUCUGCAAGUAUGCCCACGCACCGAUCAAUCUGAACACGCUGCUCUUCGGGCAAAAUAUACUGAACAACAUUCUCCUGAUCGACAACAUAAAUAGCUUCACCUGGGUGAAUAUAAUCGUCCUCACUCUUUUCAAAGGGACCCAAAUUCUCAUGACCAAGACUAACUACAUUGUAAUUGGACUUUUCAUUUUACACAUUCUUCUUUACGUCAUUUAUGCUAUCCACGCACAGAUACUCAGGUAUAUAAUUCUUCGCAAAAUGGAAAUUCUUUUUUCCUUUAAAAAUAUACUCAUCUCCAAGUAUGAGGAAGUCCCUCUCGUCCCGGACAAGACCUCCCCCUACGUCACCUGCAGGGAUAUUCUUAAGUACUACUCCGAGGAGGGCUUCUUCUCUUCUGAGGGAAACAUGAUACCCAAUUUUAUAUGACAAACCAGACAACACCUUCGGGCGCAGCGCAAUGAAUUAUGUGCACGCCACUCGCUCACCCCCUAAUGUAGACCACUACACAUUGUCACACACAACUAACUCCCUACCAUGUUUAAACAAAUUAAGUAAAAAAUGGCAAAACGUUGGCAUGGGGGGGGCCUACUAUACCUCCCCCCGAGGAUACACCCUCUGUGCAGCCGCUGCUUAACCCCGUUGGUCCCUUUGGCAAAAGGUUCGCUG